AUGAUUGAUGGCAGUGUUCAUGCUAUUACAGGUGGAGGAGAUCUACACAAUGCCAGAGCUGGAACGAUAAGGAAGCAUUUCAAGAUCGCUCUGGCCCUGAAGGUGCCCAUUUUCUUCGUCAUCAGUAACUUGGACCUGUGCUCGCAGAAGAUCAUGGAUCGCACAGUGCGGCAGGUGGUGCGUGUCUUGAAGCUUCCGGAGUGCAGCAACGUACCCAUGGUUGUAGGCAGUACUGAUGAUGCGGUCAAAGCAGCACAACAGUUUGUCCAGAUCCCCAGCAUCGCACCAAUCUUCAUCUUGUCUAGUAAGACUGGAAAAGGUCUAGACUCGCUGAAGGCCUUUCUUAAAAUGUUGUCCCCCCUCAGCGACAGCCAUGAGCAGGAGGGGCUAAUUCAACAGUUUACUGAGUUUGCGGUGGAUGAGAUCUACAGAGUGCGAGAUGUAGGGACUGUGGUGGAAGGUACUCUGUACAGUGGUAUUUGCCGUGAGGGAGAUCAUCUAAUAGUCGGGCCCGGAGACUCCGGCCAGUUCCAGGACUUGACGAUUAAGAGCAUACAGAGGAACCACUCAGGAUGCCUGAAUAUCUGGCCCGGCCAGGCUGCCACACUUGCCCUCGCAGACUUCGACCGGUCAUUUCUACGCAAGGGUAUGGUGAUUUGUAGUCCUGAGAUGAAUACAACCAUCUGCUGGAGGUUUGAGGCGGAGAUUGUGCUGCUCUUCCAUGCCAAGACCUUCCACAAGGGCUUCCAGGUGACUGUGCACAUUGGCAACGUGAGACAGACCGCCACUGUGGAAGCUGUGUAUGGAAAGGAGGAGCUGAGAACAGGAGAAAAAGCAGUGGUUUGCUUCAAAUUCACCAAGCAUCCAGAAAAUGUAAAGGUGGGAGCCAAGGUACUCUUCAUAGAGGGCGAGCCCAAAGGUAUCGGCAACGUCACAAAGUUGCAGCCCAUCAGCCAGUACCAGCCAUCCCAUAGUGACGAUUAG
Molecule: messenger RNA, 984 nt
Organism: Limanda limanda (common dab)
Lineage: Eukaryota; Metazoa; Chordata; Actinopteri; Pleuronectiformes; Pleuronectidae
Product: GTP-binding protein 2-like
Exons: 8
Coding region: 1-984 (327 amino acids)
Biological process (GO): translational elongation
Molecular function (GO): translation elongation factor activity; GTP binding
Source: RefSeq, a predicted model, not a curated record